UUGUGCACGUUAUUAAGGACUAUUUGCGCCCUUGCUUCACGGCCGUCUACUUUGUCCUACCCCGUUAGGCGGGGUGUGAUGAGAACAAUUGGUAAAAUAAUAAACAUGAUAAUUAAGAGAGAGGGACAGCCACUAUGUAGGCACAAGGGAAUCUUAUCCACUGUCUUGUAACAACUUUCAGUGAAAGGGGAGUUCCUACUCUGGAUAAACAAAAAAGAAAGAGGAAAAUAUCAAUUUCAAUUAAUUUAAAAUAUGUAAUGGUGAAUCAACAUUGUUCCAAUGCUCAGUAUUUGCUGCGUUUUACGUAUAGAUUUUGCCAAACAGUUUGUGUGAGUUCCCUCCCCAAGUCAGUUCAAUUACUCCAGGAUCGUAAUUACAAUCUCUGUUUUGUGAUGCAGAAUGUUAAUCUCCUUUCGGGUUUCGCGAUAGCUUCAUGUCUGUCAGUCUGCGUUAAGACAAGAGGGAGAUCUUGGAAUAACCACAGAGCUGAAUAAAUCUCCUUUGAGUCAGAACCUACAGUUUUCCCGUGCUCAUUAGCGAGCACACUGGCACUCGCAAGGGUAUCAAUCAUCAGCUUCAAUUCUCCGUUCAACCCUCCAGGGUGAAAUGAGUUCGAACUCUCGGGCCAGCUUCCCGAGCGCGGCCAGCCCAGGUACGAGCCGACUAAUGUUUGUCGACAACCGUCAUUUCCUCACAAUUUGUCCGAGUAGAGCCGUACGUUGCCCACCGCAGCAAUAUACAUGUAUCUUGCGUGCCUAGUGCCUUUUCUUUGUACAUGUAUUACAGGGUUUGGUCGGCAUUGAUGUCCACAAGUGCCAAUGCGGGUUACUCCGUUUACAACUUUUGGCGUUCCUAGCUCCCCGGGGCAAGGGAACGAUUACUUGUGUCCUGCAGCGUUACGGGAACAAAGGGAUUGUUAUAUUGUUGAUGUCUGGAAUAAAAGUGUUUUGGGCCGAUAUUUUGAGAGCCUUAAUGCCUUCAUGUCCAUCGUCUGCUGUCAAAGCCAGCCAUCGCUCCAUUGGUGGCAGGCUUGGUACCACGUGAUCCCUACCGGUGAGGACAGUCGGCUUGAUAAUUAUGUCAGAACUCUGUCAGAUAGACAUAAAUUUCCACAGAGGCGAUGAACAGCAUGCACAGCUCGUUCUACGACACGGCGCAGAUUGCCGGGGAGUUUUACCAUGGUGCCACCGCUACGGAGUCAGCCCCGGCGGCCUGUCGGAGCACCUCCACCAGUGAUGGGUUCGGUUACGCCCAGAACCCGCGGUUUUACAACAUGUAUUACAACAGCAGCGCCGGGACGGGUGAGGGUUAUCCCCACCACCAGGCCACCGAACCGGUGUCCAUCCCGGGGCUCUCGGUACCCCCUCCCCCGUCCGCCGAGCAGGGAUGCUACGGUAACCUCCUGUCCGAGGCGGCGGCGGCGUCGGCCACAAGGAACCACCGACCCCCGUCCAACGGCAGCUCGGACUCGGUGGACGACAACGAAGGGGGCGAAGGGCUGCGAAAAGAGAACAGCUCACGGGGAGCAGGAGCCGGACUCUCCAAGAAGAUCUACCCCUGGAUGACGGAGUCAAGACAGAACGUCAAACAGAAAGUCACUUCUGCGAGUGAGAAGAAGAAACAACUUGAGAUUGCGGCCAGCAAGCGCAACCGGACCGCCUUCACCAGUGCCCAGCUAGUUGAGCUGGAGAAGGAGUUCCACUUCAACCGUUACCUGUGCCGGCCCCGCCGCAUCGAGAUGGCCGGCUCGCUCAGCCUGACGGAGCGGCAAAUCAAGAUCUGGUUCCAAAACCGCCGAAUGAAAUACAAGCGUGACGCCAAGGAGAGUGAGCGUGCCGAACGGGGGAUCAAAGUCUCGGACUCGGUGCUGGCCCGCCAGUCGGAGCGGAGUCCGCGCUUCAUUGCCAGCACGGGCAGCCCACUCAUGCUGAACUACCCAGGGGCCGCUGGGGGAGGCGGUGGAGUGGCUGCUGCCGGUGCUGCUUCGCCCUGUAUGGACUCUCGAAACUUUCCUCACGGCGGAGGGAUAUAUAACCGAUUCCCGUACCCACAGGAGCAGCUCAUGAACGCCUCACCCCGACUUACAAAUUUGUGACGAAUUGGAACGGGACUCCAAAUGUGAUUGUCGUGGCUUAGUUUGUUUGUUUGUCUGUAUUUUGAUGGAUCCUUCCCUCAAGUCAUCCUCGAAGCAAAGAAAUGAGAGAUCUGUUGCUAUCGUACGUGUAUAAAUGAUGCAAGGCAAUACAAGUUGGAGCCAUCUUCGUAUAAGAGGGAUGACCAGCCUGGCCAGCCUGAAAACCAUUGCUUUAUGAAAAUACGCGUGAAAGCCAAGCAUUUCCUCGGACACCAGCCUGAUCAAACGUAUGAACAGUUUCAAACUUCGGACGAAUUUAAAAGGAGAGAAGGCGUUGUCACCCGAUAUGUCGAAUAGUAUAAUAGUGUUUAAGGUUUCUACAAUACAAGGAAAGGUGGGUCAUCUUUUACAGUGAGCUGCUGAUCGGGUAUAUUCACAUAGAAUAUUUUUGGUUUAUUUUCCUGUUCAAUUCUGAAAUUUGUACACUUUUUCUGGCUAAAUGUAUUGGUAAACAUGCCCAAUCAUUUUCAGUAUAUAGCCAAUAGCCAAUAGACCUACAUACGAUAACCGUCGCUUAUAAACGUGGCCGUCCACUUUUUUUGUCUCUAGAUGUUCUUUCCUUUUCAGAGUCGCAAUCGCUCAUUUCGAAUGCAAGGCAAAUGGACACUUCUUCUCUGCCUGGAGGAAAUGACUACAGACAAGUUAAUUUCAUGAAAGUUUCCUUACAAUUAUAACUUCCCAGGUGUUUCUUCAUUUACGCAAGGAACCUGAAUCCUCUAAAAUCCACCGAUGUGCACGAACGCAGUGGCAGAUUCUCUGUAUACCUAAAGUCUCCAUGACAUGCAGGUCAUGCGUAAAGUGCAGUGUGAUUUUACCUUCUUCGAUUCCUUCAAGAACCCCCUAAUGUCCUGGUGGAGUUUGAAUGAUAAAUGAGGAUGAGGUGGUAAUGAAAAUGUAAUCACAAGGCCACUGACCGAUGUAAUUCGGACAAAGGAGACAUACAUUUAUUGCUUUGGAAUCACAGUUUUCCCCUAUAGUUGUGCAAUUCUGACCAGGCAUUUAAACAGUUUAUAUUUGCACUAGAGUGACCUAUCGGAAAGUUCUUUGAUAUGUUCUCUUCGGCUUUAGACACCUUCAAACUGGACGAAAAUGUAUAAUUUACAUGGUGAAACACUGGCAGCAGAAACUUCUACAGUAUUUUAAAACUCCUUAGAUUUUGAUUGCAUUACUGUUCAUUUAAAGUUAAAAGUGAAGUGUAAAGUUCAUAUAAAUUUUCGACCUCGCGGAUAGUAUCGUUGCAUAUGGCAACUGUUUUAGAAAUCUUUGUCCAACACUUGAGGGGAAAAACAUCUUUUAAACAAUUGAAAAUGUAACUUGUUCACAUUAUAAUAUAGGUUUCCUCGGCUAAUUUAAAUGGUCUUUAUUCAAAUUCACAAGCGGAAUCGAUUUGGUGCACUUGCCAUAUUUAAAUCCGUCAUUAGUCAAAUCAGCUGUCGCAGUUAAACCACAAGCACAGAUUUUCUGCCAAGAAACUUUCGUCUACGUUUCGCCUACGCCAAGCCGUUUCAUUCAGAAACAAACUUGUGUUUUGUCACAUAAUUUAGUUUAUUCAAAUUCUUGACAUCCUCAGAAAAAAUGCAUAUAGGUCUUAGACAACCUUCUACUCUAUUUCCUUUCUUCCAGUUCAAUAAUCUCUUGGUUCUUCCAAAUUGGGUUUCUUGUUAACAUGCUAGACUCAUUCUACACUAAAUUAACAGGGGUGAGUUCGUUUCAGCAAGGUUUUUGUAUACAUUGUUGUCUUUAUUUAUUUAUUUAUUU
Acanthaster planci (crown-of-thorns starfish) is the source of this 3892-nucleotide messenger RNA. RefSeq names its product homeobox protein Hox-A3a-like. Gene Ontology annotation, cellular component: nucleus. Gene Ontology annotation, molecular function: RNA polymerase II cis-regulatory region sequence-specific DNA binding; DNA-binding transcription factor activity, RNA polymerase II-specific. Lineage: Eukaryota; Metazoa; Echinodermata; Asteroidea; Valvatida; Acanthasteridae. Gene Ontology annotation, biological process: regulation of transcription by RNA polymerase II. The record is from RefSeq and is a predicted model, not a curated record.